GACCCAACCAUCAACAGAUUGCAGUGGUCACAGAAAACGUUGCCCCAAGAAUCUCCAGGAAAGAGACGGAGAUCCAUAGAAGAAAGAGAGGAACAGCGAUACAGGAAGAAAAGAAACAGGAGAAGAACGUAGAAGGAAUUUUCAAUCUCACAGAACAAACCCUCUCUGCAGAACAGACAGAAAUUCUUUCAAAAGGUCUGAAAUUUGCGCCCACAACGGAUUUCAAUAAAUUUGACUUUUUUAUUGAUGUGAAUCACUUUAUUCGAAGACUGUCGCUCAAAAAGUUCUUCUUUAGGAAAGAACAAUCUGCCAUAACCCUACAGAAUAAAAAUUAUGUACAUAUCGAUCUAAGGGAAAAAUCAACUUUCUUCCCGAAACAUAUGAUUUCAGACCAGAUGAAGGCCUUUGAAAUCAUAGUUAUGAAGGAAGUAGACACAAUUACAAAAACUACCAUGUACCAACAGAAUCUAUCUCGUAGAGAACAGAAAACAUUAAAAGGAAUGGAAAAGGAUAAUAAUACUAUAAUUAAACCAGCAGAUAAAGGGGGUGGGAUUGUUAUUUUUGAGAAAGACCAAUACAUAAAAGAAGCAGAGAGAAUUCUUUUAGACCCCAAGACUUACCAAUGA
Pelobates cultripes (western spadefoot toad) is the source of this 626-nucleotide messenger RNA. The record is from the annotation of a GenBank genome assembly. Lineage: Eukaryota; Metazoa; Chordata; Amphibia; Anura; Pelobatidae.